CUUUGUUUCUCCUAGCUGCCAAUUGUUCCAACAUUGUUCGCCGCUGUGCGGCUUCCACAAAUAUCACAUUCGAGACAUUUAUAACAUGUGUAAACGUUGGAAUUUUAAUCUGACAAGAAUCUUGUACCCUUACAUGACCGUGCAGUAGCAAUCAUGUUCGUGACGCUCUGCAUACUUUAUCACGCGCUCGCCUACUCCCUUGCUCAUCUAUGGACUUUUCUCUCUCCUUUGAGGUCAAUUUUGAGUUGUGUCAUCGAUGCUACAACAUACUACCCAACCACGGGGCGAAACAUCAUCAUCGACAUCAUCAUGAUCACCUCCACACUUCUUGUUUGGUCAACCGUCAUAGGAUGUAUACUACUGCGCAAAGACGAUCCUGCAAAGCGCGCACCAUCAUACGCACUACCACCUCAUGUUUCCUUGAAUCAAGCAAAUGAGAGCAUGGUGAACGCACUGAAAGCAGUACAAAAGGCGAGGGACGACUUUAAAGAGAUGGAAGACACAUCGGCCACCACAGUAGAGGCGUUGUGGCCCUUAAGGCAGGCCGGGAAGGAUAUGCGCGAAAUUCAUCAGGUGCUUGUGGAGAUGUCGGAGAUAUUCGAUCAACAAGCAGAACGACAAUUGUCCCGCACUUUCUCCAUCAAUUCAGGUGGAGCGAGAUAAAUUUCAGAUAAGAUUUGACUGCUGAGUGGGCAGUUCCUUGUAUGUAUACGACACAAACGUGUGUAUAGCACACACUUGUUUCAACUCAAUUUGACAUUGCAGUGGGUCUCAAACUAGACGCCUAUGUGAAUCGGCACGAUGCUUCUGGAAUCUUGUGGUGCAACAUUUCCAUCAAAUCUUCACGGACCAACGUUGCCCAAUAAUCCGUCGUAUUAUAGAACGAACAGAAGAGGUCUUCCUCGAUUUAUAGUUUGCCUAGCCCGGUAUCCAGCCCUUGCAGCGUACCUCUACGUGACAGUGAGUCAUCAAGUCGUAAAAUAA
This is a messenger RNA of Suillus bovinus, 984 nucleotides long. RefSeq lists its product as uncharacterized. Bases 154 to 663 code for a protein of 169 amino acids. The record is from RefSeq and is a predicted model, not a curated record. NCBI's taxonomy places the organism in Eukaryota, Fungi, Basidiomycota, Agaricomycetes, Boletales, Suillaceae. The transcript is spliced from 3 exons.